Megalobrama amblycephala (Wuchang bream) is the source of this 2744-nucleotide messenger RNA. It is a transcript of the gene spata7, whose product is annotated as spermatogenesis associated 7. The record is from RefSeq and is a predicted model, not a curated record. NCBI's taxonomy places the organism in Eukaryota, Metazoa, Chordata, Actinopteri, Cypriniformes, Xenocyprididae. Gene Ontology annotation, biological process: protein localization to photoreceptor outer segment; microtubule cytoskeleton organization; photoreceptor cell maintenance. The transcript is spliced from 11 exons. Gene Ontology annotation, cellular component: axoneme; photoreceptor distal connecting cilium; ciliary basal body. The coding region runs from base 748 to 2265 and encodes 505 amino acids.
GCAUCCAUUAGUAAUGAAUGUGUGGCAUAAGAUCAUAAACGUGCAUUUUUCUAAAUGAAAUAUCCAGUCUCAUGUGUACACAUUCAUAGUAAAUCUACUAUUCUGAUACACAUUUACAGAUUUAUUUAUUACUAGAAAAUUUACGACUUUGACUAGUGGAAAAAAUAUUGAUUUAUGUGUUUAAAAUGGUCUCUGUAGUAUAAAUAUCUCUGAAUAGUGAAAUAGUUCUUAAGUAGGUUCAUUUGCAUAUUACACAAUAUUUCUUUAAUUAUUUCAAUAAUUAUUACACAAUAAUUAUAUUAUAAUUAUAUAAUUAUAAAAAAAAAAAAAAAAAAAAAACCCAACAAAACAACAACGUCAUAUUAUUCUUAUUUUUUAUUUAUUAAUUUAUUUUUAAUUAUUGAAGUCAGCAGAAAGUGCAAGUGAGAGUGGGACAGAUGUGGGUAGUAAGAAUACAAAAUGUUUUCACAGAUAUGUUUUACUUUAGUAAUUUUUAUUCUAAAACAGCCCUAAUGAAGUUGUGCGUGAUUGCGUAUACUGACGUCAGACGCACGCAUAGCAACCAAAAUGGCGACGGUGAAGCUUCACGGUAGCGAGGACAGAUAGCUGGCAGCUAGCAAAACAGCUGUGAAAGAUGAUAACUGUGAAAAUAAAUUCAUAAAGUAUUAUUGAUAUGGCUAUAUUACCUCAUGCGCUCAUGUGAAUAUUUAAAAUGAUGGUUUCCGGUGAAACACGAGUGUUUUGAGAAUGAGACUCCAGCCAGAGUUUGUCAUCAUGGACACUAAACCAGGGUACUGUCUUGGUUCAUCUGGCAAACUGAUGAAUCAGUACAUGAUUAAAGACCACAUGCUGUCACAUUACAGAAAGCUGUAUUCAGCCAAAGCUGCUGUGGACUGUUCAGUGCCUAAAAGCAUGCAGAGCAAUGUCAAAUAUGUUGAUCAGAAGCGUCGUGAGUCAAGGAAAGAUGCUCUGAGUCAGUCGAGAAGAUCUGAUUCCCAGAGGAGCACAAGGAUAAACUCAAGAACCUCCUGCUCUACUAAAAAUAGCAGACCAUCGGUUCAGGGUGACGAGAGUGCCUAUCAUUACCUGGAGCAAUCGCUGAUGUCGUCGCCCAGGAUCAGCACCUCAUUUCAUUGCAAACAAAUUGUAUAUCCCUCCCAAACAUCUGGAACCCCUGCGAACCACUUCCGAUCUGCCUCAGAAUUGAGUUACCGAAGCCCAAACCCUCACUGGCAGGACGCGGGUCCGUCCUGUGCCACGUCUGCCAGUCAGAGAGGGUACAAGAGCUUUCAGGAUCCCACGCAGAAGACCUACAGCGGUGACGUACUGCUGAAACACGCUCAUCGCUUCACUCCGGAGAAACCCUUCACCCCGAGAACGCUGAAAUCAGACCACAAGCCCAUGCUGUUACAAUACCGGUAUUACACUCCUCCACGGAGGAAAGUGGAAGAGGAGAAAUCGUCCUCUGUUAUUCGCCAGGAGACGCGCCACGGGAGCACACGGUCCAAACGAGGCUUUUCUCCACCCAUCGAGUCGCUCCAGACAUUAACUCUUGAUCACGAGUGGUCGGAUGGAGAAACGGAUUCAUUUAGACAUCAUGGCAAGACAAACCGGUUUAAGAACAGUGAUUUUCUUCUCUCAUCCUCCAGGAUUUCACCAGAAGGCAUGAGAUCCCCCAUAAUGAGAAAAGUUUCAGCAGAGGAGGAAGAAUUGAUGUACCUGGAGUUCAUUACAGACGUGACGAAUGAGAUCCUGACGCAGGGCCUUUACUCUGACAGGGUGCUGAAGAGAGUGUUUGAACGGCACAUUGACAUGAACAGACAUCGAUUAGACGAGAACAAAAUGCGGCACCUUCUAGACAAUCUGCAGAUGGACCUGCAAAGUCCUCCUGCGGCCUCCAUCACGUCACUGGGUGCAGGAGAAUCCCAUUAUCCUUUGAAACGGCUGCCACCACAUGAUGUUGAUUAUCUUCUCCAUGACGUGUUUAAUGAGGAGCGAGGACAGAUGGAGGACGUCACUCCUGCUGCAGCAUCCACACCUGUGAACCAGAGCCUGGACGUGGAGUUUAAUCACAUCCUCCUGAACGAGGAUGAACAUCUCACCUGUGCUGUGGGAAAUGAAGACGAUCGUGGAGUGUUAGAACAGGUCGAUGAACUUGGGAAAAUCAUGGCGGAGUCUUUAAGUGUGUCAGAGACGCUGAAGGAUCAACAGGAAGAGUUUGAACAGGAGCAGACGAGAGGUGACGUCAGUGAUGAUGAGUUCUAAUCUGCAAAAGCACAAAGAUUUUUCUUUUUGAUGCUGUAAGAAUUUCAGAUUUCCUUUUUGUUUACUUUUUUAGUGUUAUGAAAGUGUGUUUUCCAGGAAUCGAUAGUUAUACAAGCCAUUCCAGUAUUUUCUGCAAGAUGUUUGCAGGUGUUCAGUACUUUUUUCAUAAUUUUUCUGCUCCUAAUGUGGCUGUUUAUUGUUUAGGGUUUAUUAUUCAGAACUCAUGCUGUGACGUUUACUUGAAUGUUUCAGUUUGUGACGCUGCAGUAUUCAUAUUCACUGAUUUACUUGAUACAGCGGAUUUUAUUUAACAUUUGAAAGACGUCCAUCUUUAAAACUUUUGUAGGUGUUACAGACACACAUAUAUACACACAAAUACACACUCUCUCACACAAACACACACUCUCUCACACAGAAAUACACACUCUCACACACACACAAAUACACACUCUCUCACACAAAUACACACUCUCACAAGC